CGGUGGUGCGGAAGCUGUGAGCCGCACAAGGUGGGCUGCACACCAAGCAUCGCACCAUGGCGGUGCCCGGGACUUCGCUCGUGCCCAUCCUUUUGGGGCUGGGCAUUUCCCUGGCCACUGCCCACAGCCCCGCAGGGGUGGAGUGCAUCGUGUUCAAUGAGGAGUACAUGACCUGCACAUGGGGCAGCGGGCAGAUGCUGACGGCCAACUACUCCCUCUACUACUGGUAUGAGAACAGGUCGCCCGCGGUGGAGUGCCAGCAGUACCUGUGGGAGCACGGUGUGCGCAUCGGCUGCCGCUUCGAGCAGAGUGAGAUCAUCCAAUUCAAGCCCUUCCACGUCCGCGUCAAUGCCAGCCAGGAUGGCCGCACCCUGGAGAUCCCCAGCAAUUGCAUGGAGCUGCAGAACCUCGUGAAACCAGGGGCACCUGUGAACCUGACCAUCCGCAACAUGAGCAGCAACCAGCUGCAGCUCACCUGGAGCUCUCCCUACCCCAACGCGCACUGCCUGGAGCACGUUGUCAAGUACAAGAGCAACAAGGACACCAGCUGGAUGAAGCAGGAGGUGAAAGGAGACAUCUUCUCCUUCCCCAGCGUGGACUAUGAGAAAUACUACACCUUCUAUGUGCGCAGCAAGAUCAACAACUAUUGUGGCAGCACCCAGCUGUGGAGCGAGUGGAGUGUGCCUGUCUUCUGGGGCAGCAACGCCACCAGCAAGGGUAGGAGCAGUCCUGAGCCCCCAGGGUCCCCACGGCAUCCCCACACUGUCCUCACAGUAUCCCCCUGGCUUGUUGCAGGUAUGGCAGAGGAGCAGCUGCAGUGGUUCUGGAUCCACACGGUGCUGAUCCCCAUCGCCUCCUGCCUGCUGCUGCUGGUCCUGGUGGUGCUGCUGGUGCGCAUGGAAAGGGUGUGGGUCAUCAUCAUGCCCCGAAUCCCCAACCCCAGCAAGAACUUCGACGAUCUCUUCAUCACCCACAAUGGUGACUUCCAGGAAUGGGUCGGAGUCCCUAAAGAUGUGGUGGAGAGUUUCAAGCCCAACUACAGUGAGAGCAUCUGCCAUGUGAGCGAGCUGCCCUACGAGCCCCUCCAAGACAAUAGCACCCACCCGCCAGGGCUGCCUGGCCCCCAGGAGCACGGCCCCUACAAGAACAGCUACGUGGGAGCAUGAUGCUGGCACUCCUCUCCCAGAACACGCUGCUCCCUGUUCCCACCCUGCCAAGUGCCCAAGGAACCCCAGCCCUGCUCCUCACCAUGGCUGCGCUCACAGCCUGGUGGCAGUGGAUGGGAAGGGCAGCAGGCAGUGGCGGAGCCGGCAAGAGCCACCAGCCAGAGGUGAAGAGCACCGAGAGACACGCAAAGCGCCGAGAGCCACCCCAAGGGGACAAGCCACAGUGUCACCCCAGCUGCAAUUGUACGCUGGGCAUGUGUAAGCCUGGGCGUGCACAAGCCUGGCCACUUGCUUGCUUGUGCUGUGGGUUUCCAACUUGCAGCUUCCAGCUGCAAUAAAGCUUUGCCGCGC
This is a messenger RNA of Lagopus leucura (white-tailed ptarmigan), 1517 nucleotides long. It is a transcript of the gene IL2RG, whose product is annotated as interleukin 2 receptor subunit gamma. Gene Ontology annotation, cellular component: membrane; external side of plasma membrane. Bases 57 to 1166 code for a protein of 369 amino acids. The record is from RefSeq and is a predicted model, not a curated record. Gene Ontology annotation, biological process: cytokine-mediated signaling pathway. The transcript is spliced from 7 exons. Gene Ontology annotation, molecular function: cytokine receptor activity; protein binding. NCBI's taxonomy places the organism in Eukaryota, Metazoa, Chordata, Aves, Galliformes, Phasianidae.